Molecule: messenger RNA, 1530 nt
Organism: Plasmopara halstedii
Lineage: Eukaryota; Oomycota; Peronosporomycetes; Peronosporales; Peronosporaceae
Product: N-methyltransferase
Exons: 2
Coding region: 1-1530 (509 amino acids)
Biological process (GO): peptidyl-lysine monomethylation
Molecular function (GO): protein-lysine N-methyltransferase activity
Source: RefSeq, a predicted model, not a curated record
AUGUCCGGAAAAUGUACAGCUCACAAUUAUGCAGUUCUCAGUAGUGCACCUUCGUGCAACAACCUCACUUUUAAUUUGCGUCUCACCACAAUUCGCUUGGUUAUGAGUGCUCCUUCGCCUGAUGCAGACGAUGGCACACAACGAAAUUCUGCUUUGCCACCGCGUAAUGAAAUAAAUAAAGAAUUCUCAGUUGGAGAAGAGCUGAUUCAGUGGUUGGAAGAAAAUGGGGCAGAUAGCAAGAAAUUGGCCUUACAAGAAUACGCGCCCGAAGUACGCGGUGUGCACAGUCGCAAGGUGCUGGUGCCAGGAGAACGAAUCCUUGUUAUACCGAAAAAAUGUCUUAUCACGGUUGAAAUGGGUAAGCUGACGGACAUUGGACGUAAGCUGCUGGCUCACAAUGUGGACUUUGUUGCACCGAAACACAUUUAUCUCAUGAUGUUUUUGCUUACGGAUAUGGAGAACGUCGAGACAUCUUUUUUUCAGAAUUACUACAGCACGUUGCCUUCUACUCUGAGUAAUAUGCCUAUCUUUUGGUCUGAUGACGAGCUUAACUGGCUUAAAGGCUCAUAUAUAAUUCAACAAAUUCAGGAACGCAAGGCCGCCAUUCGAAAAGAUUAUGACGUUAUUUGCAGGGUGGACCCAUCCUUUGCACGUUUUUCGCUUGAUCGCUUUAGCUGGGCGCGUAUGAUUGUCUGUAGUCGGAAUUUUGGACUGACCAUCGAUGGAGUGAAGACAGCAGCACUCGUACCAUUUGCUGACAUGCUCAAUCACUAUCGUCCACGUGAGACGAGCUGGACUUUUGACCAGAGUAUUGAUGCAUUCACCAUCACGUCCCUUGGAACGAUCGGUGCUGGCGCACAGGUUUACGACUCAUAUGGCAAGAAAUGCAACCAUCGCUUUUUGCUAAAUUAUGGGUUUGCAGUUGAGGAUAAUACAGAAGAGGAUGGUCGAAAUCCUAACGAGGUGCUGAUUGAUUUUCAACUUUCACCAAAUGAUGGACAGCUCUUCUAUGACAAGCGAGCCUACUUGCACGAAAGUGGUAUUUACACAAUGGACGCUCGUCUAAGUUGUUCACACUCAGAUACAAACACACGUGAGGGCUUUAGCUUUGCCCGUCUUAUCGUUGCAACUGAGGAAGAGUUUACUAUAAUGAAGAUGAAAAGCCCUGCGCACUCUUCUCCGCCCAUCUCAUUUGAAAAUGAAAUUCGCGCACUUCGGUACCUUCGCAACUUAAUGACUCACCAGCUCAGUAUGUACGGUACAACUAUUGAAGAGGACAACGAAAUUCUGGCCUCAAAGCAGUACGCGCCGUUCUCGAACCGCAUUCAAGCUCUGUUUUUCAUCAGGGGCGAGAAGCAAGUGUGCCGAUAUUUUCAAGAGCUAGCAGACAAGGUAAUCCCUCUUUUCAGCUUGCCGCUCGCACAAUGCCGUGAAGAACUGCAGCACAGCUUCGAUGGUGAUAGCGAUAUCGACCGUUAUGCACAAGAUGUCAUUGCCUACUUAGUCACACAGGUUUACCGCGAGAGCUAG